AUGGAUCCAAAACAGGCCACCGCCUCUGAUGAUGAAGACGACUACAUGAACAUGACCUUCGACGAGCCCCCGGCAACCUCAUCACGGGGCGCAGAAACGUCGCUGCAACGCCGCCAGCGCCUCAAGCGCGAAGGCGAGAUCAAAGGACGCGUCAAGUCGAAAGAAGAAAACGCCGCCGAGGAAGAAGCCACCCGCGAAAAAGCCCUCUCGCGCUCUAUGCUCAAUGACGCGGCUGCCAAGAAGAGCAAGGGUCUUGCGAUGAUGGCUAAGAUGGGCUUCAAAGGCGGCGCGCUGGGUGCCGACGGCAACACCACUGCGAGGACAGAGCCGAUUGCUGUGGAGAUCAAGGACGGUCGCGGGGGUAUCGGUAUGGAGAGCGAAAGGAAGCGCAAGCUGCGUGAGGCGGCAGAGAAGUUCGAGGAAGAGGUCAAAGAGGGGAAGAGGGUCAAGAUCGACCCGCUCGAGUACCGCGAUCGCAUCAGGAAGGAGAGGGAGACGGCGCGAGUCCAGAGUCAGGUCUUUGCGGCGCAGAGGAUGGCAGAGAGGAUGGCGGAGGAGAAGAAGCUGGGCGUCGGAGAUGGGGAGAUUGUGGAAGACGCGGAGCUGAAGGAGAGGAAGAAGAAGUUGGCAACGGGGGCCAAGUCGAGGCCGCUCAAGUCCAUCAACGUGUUAUGGCGCGGGCUGGUGAGGCAUCGUGAGGAGAAAGAGAGGGAUCGGAAGAUGAAGCACGAUUUGGAGCAGAGCUUGUCGCGGCUGCCGACGUACGAGGAUGACCAGGAAGAUGAGGACGACCGGAUGGCGCUGGGAAAGAAGCAGACAGUUUACGUUACAGCGGAGGAUCUCGAUGAAGAGGAUCCAGAGCUGGACGAAUUCAACGAAUUGGAGGAAGCAGAGAAGCUGCGGCGAUUGGUGGAGUAUCUGAGAAAGGAGCACAACUAUUGCUUCUGGUGCAAGUACACAUAUCCGGACGCAGAGAUGGAGGGAUGUCCUGGAUUGACAGAGGAAGAUCACGACUAA
Colletotrichum chrysophilum is the source of this 1017-nucleotide messenger RNA. RefSeq lists its product as uncharacterized. The record is from RefSeq and is a predicted model, not a curated record. Gene Ontology annotation, cellular component: kinetochore. Gene Ontology annotation, molecular function: nucleic acid binding. NCBI's taxonomy places the organism in Eukaryota, Fungi, Ascomycota, Sordariomycetes, Glomerellales, Glomerellaceae. The transcript has a single exon. Bases 1 to 1017 code for a protein of 338 amino acids.